AACUGGGUUCACUUCAUUUCGUCUAAAGUCUUACUUACAAAAAUACAAUCAUUCUGAACCAUUAUCCUUUAUAUUUCCAAAACGGUCAUCACAAAUAUCUUUCGAUCAAAAUCAAAUAAAUAGAGACUAUCUUGAAGAGAAUUCUUGUGCUUCUUCGAUCAAUGAAAGGUCGAAUAAAAGAUAUAGCACAAAUAGUGCCAUAAUUAUUAAUAAAAUUGUUGUUCAUAAACAGGAAACUUUGGAAAAUACUCAGGAAAUCAAGCCCCUUGAAA
Molecule: messenger RNA, 272 nt
Organism: Racocetra persica
Lineage: Eukaryota; Fungi; Glomeromycota; Glomeromycetes; Diversisporales; Gigasporaceae
Source: the annotation of a GenBank genome assembly